UUUGCAGGCUGUUUGGGAAUACUUAAAACGGGCGCAGAGCCCUACUCAAGAAUGUGCAGUUUUCAGAGGGGCGGAGACAAGCUCGCUUUCCAUCCACAGUUGAAGCGGCGUCUAUAGGCAGGCACACUGUAAGCCGCUGGAUAAUUAACUUUACAAUAGGAAACAACGCGGAUCUCUCUGGGCUCCUCUGGGCCACGAUGGCUCCAUGUUUUUCGGUCGUGAGUCGAGGCACGCAGCCCGGCAGGCGUUUUUCUCGGUGCUGCCGAGCUCACCAGAACCGUCCAUGGUGAAGUGACACUGGGACUCGAACAAGUGACCCGCCUAACAAGAGUUUUAAGUGCGGCUGUUUGAGACAGAGACGCAACGUUGUGCGCAGGAGAGGAGGAGACGCCGCGGGGUCCAUUAAGCAGCCUGUGCGUAAUGUUCAAGCGCCUCCACCGCGGCUGCUUCACCGCGGGGAGGCUGUGAAAAGUGGACUGUCUGGUUUGUUUUCCUGCAUCCACACUUCCAGCCUGCAUGGAACAAAGUGUGCUUUCUGUCACAUAACGUGCGCAGCGAGGUAGAUCCAGCUUUUUAUAUGUAGCAGCGUUUUCUACCCAAGUUCGAGUCCAGCUUCUCCCGAAAUCAUGAGGACCACCGAGGAGACGGAGGGCUUUGACGGCGAGGCCUCCAACACUUCCAUGAUCUCCGGGGCCAGCAGCCCGUAUCAGCCCACCACCGAGCCCGUCCAUGCGCGGAACGUGUUGGGGGGCAUAAGGUGCGACGUGGAGUACCUCAAGUCGUACUUUGGGAUUUUGAAGGUGGUGGAAGUGGUCCUAUCACUAAUUGCGUUCAUCUGCAUAGAGACUAUCAUGAUGUGUUCCCCAUGUGGAGGCGUCUACUUCUUCGAGUUUGUCAGCUGCAGUGCCUUUGUGGUGACAGGGGUCCUCCUCCUGAUCUUCACCCUUAACCUCCACACCAAGGUGCCCCACAUUAACUGGAGCCUCACGGACCUGGUUAACACUGCUGUCAGCGCCUUAUUCUUCUUCUUGUCAUCUAUCGUGCUAUCCUGCAUCAACCACAACACUGGAGCUGAAAUAGCAGCAGUGAUCUUUGGCUUCCUGGUGACAGGUGUGUAUGGAAUAAACACCUUCCUGGCGGUUCGGAGGUGGCGCCGUGGCAACGGGUGUCAGGGGGCGGCUCAGACCAGCGAGUACAUUCGAGCACGUACGGCAUCUCGUGGCGAGAUGGAGUCACGACCGGAGCUUGCAUGAGCGCUGGCAGACAAUCAGACAGACUAAAUGAAAGCCACACUACGGGCAGCUGACUGAGAUGGACUCAUGCUCUGCCUUGAGAACAGUAUUUCAUUCAAGCCCUGUGUGGAGCAGCCGUCUCAGGCUCACCACAUGGCUUUUUUUUGACUCCUCGUCGCAAUACUUCAGCUGCACGAUGUGAAUCAAUCUUCAUUCCAAAGCCACAGAUGAGCUCUUUGGCUUCGUUUAUCAGUACUCCUGGCUGCUCCUAAAGACACAUAAAGACUCUAUCGUGGGUCAAAAUUGAAGGUAUGCUUUGUUUUUUGUUUUUUUUUAUUUCCACAUAUCUUUUUAAAACCAGGACGAAGGACGACUUCCUGGAAGACUGUGCAUCAACUCCUGUUCAGGCGUAGAUGUUGACUUACUACAAAGUUUUGUCUUUCACUGUGAAUGAAGAAGGAUUUGUACAGUUUGCUUAUGUCAUGCCGCUGCUUGUGAGGUCUGUGGUAAUAAAUGUGAGUGUGAGUCCAGAAACCAACUGUACAGCAGAAGCACUAUGACAUUAUUGCUGUUUCUUACAACCUCUGGCUUCUAUAUGUGAGCAAGGCUGACAUUCGAUAUUUUUUUGUCUACACAUUAUACAUGCUGACAAAAAGUGUGUUUCUCCUUUAAAAAUGCAUUUGACCUUUAGCCACUAUUAAUAUAUCUGCAGUCAGCAAAUAUACAGCAACAGUACAGGGUCAUUCCUAACUGCAGGAUGCACAUCAUGACAACAUCUGGUCGCAAUAUUUUUAAAUGGAUGAAAAAACGUACUUCUUUUGAACACAAACGCAUCCAGUGAGUUUGAUGCAAUUACAAAUAAAAAUCCACAUUCCAUCCGCUUUGUUCCAGGUUGUGUGUAAAUGAUCUGAAAAACACUCCCAACUAGCAUUCUUAAAAUUUUUUACUUUGAGACACACUGCAAGCCAGGAGGAGGUUUUAAUCGCACAAGGUUAAGCUAAUUGGUACCAUGUUCCCUUUACACACAUCCAGAGCUUCAAGUAACUCAAAUUUUAACAGUGCAUCAGUGAAACGGUCAAUAUCAUCGCCCUUAAUCUCUCCAUGGUAUCUCAGGUACUGACACUCCUUCCAUCUUUAAUUCUUAAAAAAAAUAUUUGAAAUGAACUCACAGGGUGCCUCGACCUGAACGCUGUACAUCUUGAUGCCUUCCUAAUUAUCACACAUGAUGAGACUGUCCUAGACAAAUGGAAUUAACCGGAGUUAUAUUGAGCGUUGUCAGUUUUCACUCUGUAUUUGGUUGACUUAAAAUCUUUGUAUAUGUAUCUACAAUAUAUUAUCACACCCUUCAUGUACUAUAAUAUCUCUAAUCAUUUCACACUACAACAGAUGUAAAGCUCAUGCAUACAGAUUUAUCACUCCUUUAAUGUUCUUUUUUUUCUUGUUUGGCCAGUGUACCUGCAGCAAACAGUCUUAAUCUUGAAAAAUAACAUCUUAUUUGCUUUUUAGCAUGAAGAAUUAAAUGUCAGCUUGAUUUCUGGUGUGUUACCUUGUUCUAAUGUAUUGAAUCUACCUGAUACCUCUUUAGGCUUGGUUUUCUUGGUUGUGACUCUAUGAUGCCAUCUCCUGGUCUUGAUCUAAAUUGUAUUUCUUGUGACUUCAGUAGAUAGACUACAGCCACAUCAUUAUAGCAGAAUGUGUGUAUGAAGGAAAGACCAGAAAUCUACCUGAAUGUGGGUUAAUAUGAAAAAUAACAAACUGUACGGCUUUUUAUUUGAAAACAGCCUCGAAACGCUUGAUUAAUCAGGCGUUUCUCAUGUUUUAAGUAACUUAUAAUAUGUUCGCUUUCUAUUUCUCUUUUGGUUCGGUGACUGAAGUAGUUGUAUGAAAAGACAAUCACGUUUGUAUUUAUGUCUGUCCCUUGCAUUGAUAGAUUUGUUUUUGACUGAUACUGUCACAAUGUUCACUUAAACAUUUGUACAGCAACAAAAUCAUGCAAGUGCAUUAUUGCUAUUUGAUGCUAUAAACUGACCGUAAUAUUUGUUGAAAGCUACCAAGCUGCAGCUCUUUCUGUGUACAGCUUUGUGCUACAAUAUGAUAAAAAAAGAAUUUGUAUUUAUGAGAAAGAAAAGAAAGGCUUUCUGCUAGUUUCCAGAUUGUGAUGUAAACUGCAAACAUGAUUAGUCUGAGGAUAAUCAGAGAUGAAAUGUACCUCUGUUUUAUAAUGAUUCUGUGUGCUUUUGUUAAUAAUCAUCAGAGGGUCUGUCUUGUACAGCAUGGAGCCGUACUUAGCUGUAUUUUUGUAUUUAAAACAUUCUGAAUAAGGCUUCACAUCAGUUUAUAGUGACAAUUUAAAUAAAGUGACAGGAUUGAAAAUAA
This is a messenger RNA of Amphiprion ocellaris (clown anemonefish), 3608 nucleotides long. RefSeq names its product CKLF-like MARVEL transmembrane domain containing 4 (gene cmtm4). The record is from RefSeq and is a predicted model, not a curated record. The transcript is spliced from 4 exons. Gene Ontology annotation, cellular component: membrane. NCBI's taxonomy places the organism in Eukaryota, Metazoa, Chordata, Actinopteri, Pomacentridae. The coding region runs from base 627 to 1253 and encodes 208 amino acids.